AUGUCUCCAAUACCAUCGUCGCAUGUUACAAAAACCGCUGGUCCCUUCCUCCUGGGAUACUUCCUCAAUUAUGGACUGUAUGGUGUCCUAACAGUCCAAACGUACAUAUAUUACAACGCCUUUCCGAAUGACCGCAUCAGGAUCCAAAUCGUGGUCUACGGCUUGUAUAUCGUGGAGACGAUGCAGACUGUCAUCAUCACCUGGGACGCGUUUCAAAAUUUUGUAUUUGGGUUUGGAGAACCAGGGGUGAUUAACUUCAAGAGGAACUUGACCUGGUUGGACGUUUGUCUAGUCGACGGGCUAGUUGCGUUUGUGGUGCAAACGUUCUUUGCUCACAGAAUCUAUGUGUUGUCCAAGUCGAAACUGAUCACGGCAGCUAUUAUGCUCUUCGCACUCGCGCAACUCGGGGGUGCUUUGAAAACGACACAGGUGGCUAUCGUCAUAAACUCGAUUACAGAAUCUCAAGCCAAAAAUGCCGUCGGGGUAUCUGUAAGGUCCAUUUCCAUUCUAUUUGCGCCAGUCGAGAUCUCAUUGAAGCUUCUGAUACUAGUUUUGGCUAGGAGGAAGCGCAGCAUGCGAUAUUAUCAUAGCAGUUUCGAUGACUUACAUUGUACGUUUGCCAUCCCAAUGUUCCCGUUCCGGGUAUUCAAAGGUCCCUUCGAUCCCUUCCCUAUUCUUAUCGUGCACCGCGUCGUAGUUGUCCAGAUAUGGCACGACAAUUCAAAGCACGAGAAAUAUUCUGAAGCGUAUCAUUCGAUUGACUAUGGAGACUGGGAGUUUGACAGGCGAGUAACCUCAGCCACCGUAGCCACAGUCGACCUGAUCCUCUUCCAAGUCUUUCCCGAUUUACCUUACCACAUGGCUCCCGCUCUAAUACUGGCCAAGUUAUACUCGAAUUCGAUGAUGGUGAUACUCAAUAGUAGAGUUAAAAUUGUCGGUGGGCGAGGGCAGGAGUCGUCAAUGGCGGGAGGGGAGGGGAUAAUCACUUUGAACGGUCUGGGUUUGGACUCACUGAGUGGUCUGGGUCGACGAACGGAAACUACUUUCGAUUUGCAGACGCAUCGUUCGCAGCUCAGUGUCGGGAUCAAACGGGAGACUGAGGUUGACGCUGGUAACGAUCAAACGAGGUCCCAAAAAUCACAUGUGGACCAUCUUCCCGUAGAGGUAGAGGUUAAUCCGACUCCUGUCACAGCCCGUCACUGA
This is a messenger RNA of Marasmius oreades (fairy-ring Marasmius), 1203 nucleotides long. RefSeq lists its product as uncharacterized. The coding region runs from base 1 to 1203 and encodes 400 amino acids. NCBI's taxonomy places the organism in Eukaryota, Fungi, Basidiomycota, Agaricomycetes, Agaricales, Marasmiaceae. The record is from RefSeq and is a predicted model, not a curated record. The transcript has 4 exons.